Messenger RNA from Pygocentrus nattereri (red-bellied piranha), 1413 nucleotides. RefSeq lists its product as uncharacterized. NCBI's taxonomy places the organism in Eukaryota, Metazoa, Chordata, Actinopteri, Characiformes, Serrasalmidae. Bases 210 to 659 code for a protein of 149 amino acids. Gene Ontology annotation, cellular component: extracellular exosome. The transcript is spliced from 4 exons. The record is from RefSeq and is a predicted model, not a curated record.
UCAUUGUGGCUAAAGAAGGGAAACAUAGAAGCGGUUAAACAUUUACUAGCCCUUCCUCAAGGUCAGCCAAGGGAAGCCAGAACGUAGGAGGGACAAAGGUAGCACACAUUAGCCACCGCACCUGCCGAGCUCCUGUUACCUCACAACAAGGAAAUGAAGCGGGCAACCAAAUAAACCACUGCUGUCUGCCUCUUACAACAUGUACAGCCAUGGGGAACGGGGUAACGAAAGCCUUGGAUAAGUGGGGUUUAAAUCCAAGGAAGCUCAGUCUAAAGCGGUCAGCAAAGAGAGCUCCUCGUGCACCUGCUCCAUCCCAUCAGCCUGCAGAUGCGCACAUAUAUGAUCAGGUGGCGGCUGACCCCGAGUACGCUCAAGUCAAUAAAAAGAAGAAGACGGACGCUGAUGACUUGCAUUACGCCGACAUCCAGAUGUUACAGUCUGGACACACGACUGGGCGAGAAAGGCAGAGAGCGGCUCCGGUCAAUAACUCCAGCACAGAGUACGCAACCAUAGACUUUCUGAAGAGUGGGUUUAAAACACAUUCAUCACCUGAACCUGCAGAUAUUCUCAUUCCACCUGGAGAACUCCAGAGACCAGUGGCCAAGCCUAGAUCUGUCCAGAAGAAGAGGGCUUCCUCACACCACUCUGUUAUGGUGUGAGUGGAACAUAUGUAUAUAUAUUUGUGCAUAUACAUAAAUGUGCAUCUUAAAUUGCUUUGUUUUUAAGAAAUUCCAACUGUAUCCAUGUUGAUCCAUAUGAACCAUAACUGACAUGAUUUGUCGCUCUUUUGACUGCAUGGCAUUUGACAGGCGUGCACUCUUUAAAAUAGAGGUGCCAAAGAGGGUCCUCUGGAGCGAUACCUCUGGAGUGAUACCUCUGGAACGAUAGCUGAUAUGAUGUUUGUGGAUUUAUGUACCAAAAGCAUUCAUAAUUCAUUUUUACAUUACCAUAUCAGCUUUAAACAGGCUGCUUUCAUUCCUGUGCUUUAACACCAAUGUAUAUAAAUCACCUCUUUUCUUAUUAACUGUCCUUUAUUGUGCUUCAUUCAAAAGCAGUUGAAACACUCCUUAAAACUUCAGUGUGAGUGGGUGGAGCUAAACCGCUGCAGGCUGAAUAUAUACAUAUAUAAAUGUUAUAUAUGGACUGGGAAGUGUACAGUAGCAUUUUGAAACUUUAACAAUGUUUACAUACUACACUAAACCUAUAUUUCCCAAAAAACGAAGUUCAGUUUUUACUAUAUUGGCCCUUUAAAAGUUUUUUUCCUAGAACUAUUCAUGCCAACCAAGAGUCAUUUGAGUGUAGAAGGAAAUGGAACAGCACUAGAGGAAUGAAUUUGCAUUUGAAUCAUGUAGGAUCCCGUCGUGUCUUGCUUUGAGUAAUGUUUACACACAAUAAAAACAUUUUUAUAAAGAU